Sciurus carolinensis (gray squirrel) is the source of this 4381-nucleotide messenger RNA. RefSeq names its product cilia and flagella associated protein 97 (gene Cfap97). Lineage: Eukaryota; Metazoa; Chordata; Mammalia; Rodentia; Sciuridae. The record is from RefSeq and is a predicted model, not a curated record. The transcript has 5 exons. The coding region runs from base 150 to 1736 and encodes 528 amino acids. Gene Ontology annotation, biological process: spermatogenesis.
GCGCGCGCCGCCGCGGGGCCGCGUGCAGGGGCCGCGGGAGCGCGCCAGCGCGUGCGUGCGUGAAUGCCAGUGAACGAGCGAGGUCGCGAGCGCCCUGGCGCCGCGUGAGAGCUGUAGUAGCGGCGGCUCCCAGAUAUAUUUUUGCCAUCAUGGAUCGGUUUGAAGAUAUAUCAGAAGGUGAAGUUGACCAUUCUUUCUUUGAUAGUGACUUUGAAGAACAAGCAAAGAAAUGUGAAAGUAACUUAGUUGUGGAAAAGCAAAAUGAUGACCCUGAAGAGAGAAUAAAUAAGAAUACAGGAAAUAUAAACUUGAAAUUUGGAAUACAAACAAAGAAAUGUUAUCUUACUGAGAAGGGAAAUGAAAGAAAAGCAAAAAUUCCUCCAGAUGAACAUCUUGUAAAGAAUGAUAUUUUGCAUACCAGUUCUUCAUCAUUGACCACUUCUUCAGGCUCGAAAAAAUUGAGUGAUGCUGCAACAGGACAGAAAAUACAUUUGCCCAUUCCAAAUAGAAUUCCCAAAAUUGUAAAAGAAGGUGAAGAUGAUUACUAUACUGAUGGAGAGGAAAGCAGUGAUGAUGGCAAAAAACAUGUGAAGUCCAGGUCAGCUAAAUCAUCUACUAACUUCAAAAAAAGCGUGAGCAAAAAGUAUUCCAAAAUAAGUUCCUCUUCCUCUUCUUUGUCUUCCUCAUCUUCAAGUUCAGGUACAGACUGUUCAGAUGCAGUAUCAGAUAUUUGUAAAUCUCAUUCCCGUCCAUUAUCAAGGAAACAUAUAUCUGGUGUAACCCUCUUAUCACCAAAACAGAAAUAUAAGUCAAGAAUAAAAUCAGCAGGAACACAGCAUUCAAGAACUAAACCAAAAAUUGGUGACUACCCAGAGGAAUCUGAAGAUACUGUGACAGAUGUUACUCCUUUAUCAACUCCAGACAUUAGCCCUGUUCAGUCUUUUGAAUUGGGUGCAUCAAAUGACCAAAAAGUAAAAGUUAAAAGGCAAGAAAAUGUGAGUCAAGAGGUAUAUGAAGAUGUCGAGAUUUUAAAAAAUGAUUCAAAAUAUUUGAAAACAGCCAAGAAAGGGAAAGAAAAAUAUGGACCUAAUCUUGCCCCAAAGUCACCAGUGUUAGAUUCUGAUUUAGAUCACAGAUAUAAUCAAAAAGUCUUACAUGACACAAUGGAUCUGAAUCAUCUUUUAAAAGCUUUUCUGCAAUUAGAUAAAAAGGUACCACAAAAACACCACUUUGAUCAUCCCUCAGUAGUACCUAGAAAAAACUACUCUUUCACAAGAGAAGAGGUAAGAAAGAUUGAUCGAGAAAAUCAGAGGCUUUUGAAAGAACUGUCAAGGCAGGCUGAAAAACCAGGAAGCAAAAGUGCAAUUCCCAGAAGAUCAGUUGGUCAUACCCCUAAGUUAUAUCAUAGUGCUCUCAAUAGACAGAAGGAACAACAAAGGAUUGAAAGAGAAAAUUUGGCUUUAUUGAAAAGGCUUGAAGCUGUGAAGCCGACAGUUGGUAUGAAACGUUCAGAACAGCUGAUGGACUAUCAUCGUAAUAUGGGUUAUCUCAGCUCAACACCAUCCUCUAGACAAGUGAGAUCUGCACUUGGUCAAUACAGCCCAUUAAGAGGAGCUUCCAGGACAUCCAGUGCUACCAGUGGUCUCAGUUGUAAGACUGAGCGAUCAGCUUUUGAUACAACUAACAACCUGUUGCUAAGACCUAAGCCCCCUAAUGUCCGCACUGCUUGGUUAUAAACAUUCUUUUUUACUUUAAACAUUGUUCAUCUAAUUUUUGACAAGAUUUUGUAUAUUACUAUAAUUCUAUGUAUAAAUAUCUGUUAUACUUUUUCAGGAAUUUACUUUUUGUUUUCCAGUGCAAAAUUGUUGUCAAAAAGAAAAUUUAAUGUAAAACCAGUGUUUGCCCUGAGUAUGUAUUUAAUGAAAUGUAUACAGAUUUAACAGAGAAAUACUAGUGAUAUACUAGUGAUAUAUGUUCAGUAUAAAAAUUGAUUCACUUGUCAUGAUGAUAAAACAGCAGUGAUAGUAUUGUUGCAUGGUGGGCCUGAGAUGAUCAAUAUAUAGUUUUGUAUUGUUUUAAUUUCUUGUACACCUUAAGCCAUGAGCUUGCCUCUUAUUUGACUUAUUUUUCAAUUUUUAUGCCAACCUCUAUGGCAUGAGUCACAACCUGAUUGUAUGAGAGUUACAUUUUGUUAUGAAACAUCCUAAAAUUUGUUUUCAUAGGUGGAACUGAAUUAGAGUUGAUGAGCAGAUUGAGAGAAGCUUGUACUGAGGCAAUCCUUAAUAAUUCACAAGUAAUUGCUUAGUAAUUCUGUAUAAGUGUAUUGAGUUUUGUCUUCAAAACUUGAGUAAUCAUUCCAAACCCUCUCACACUGAAUAUUAGAAAGUUCGACUUACAAGCUCCUUUUUAUGAUUUUAUAUAUUUAAGUAAAGUACUAUUAAUGAUCCUGACAAAGGCAGUGGACAUUAGAGUUCAGUCUGCUGCCUUGUGACUGACUAGUUUUUUUGCAGACCACGUCAUUUGUGUCAUAAGCUAAAACAAGGAUUUGUUAGAUCUGUAAAGUAGCACCACCAGUUUGAAGAGUCAAAAGGCAGUUCCCAAGGUAUGUCAGAACAGUGUUUUAAAUGAUACUGUUAGCAUAUUUUGCAAUGAUUUAGUAUUAUUAAGGGAGAAGAUUUAGAAUAAGAAUGCUUUAGAAAUUCCAGCUAGUCUUUAUAGAGUGUGAAAUAGAAAACUAAAAUGUAAAUAAGAAGGAAAAUAAAUUGUACUUUUGUUAAGGCAACUGCUUUUGUUUUGUUUUGAUUUGGCUUAUUUGGUUGAAUCCUAGAAAUAUUUUUACCAGUCUUAAAUUGAAAAGCCUAGUUAUCUUGAUGGAAUUAUUAGUUGCAGAUAGGGUAUAAUAUAGUUGACAUUCAAAAUUAGCAUAUUUUUCCUGUCAAUCUGUAGGCUCUUAUUUCAUACAACAAAGUAUGAUAUUUUAUAUUACCACUGUUUUUCAUUGCUGGCCUUUUUAGUAUAGCCUUAGAAUGUAUAGGAAAACUUUCAUAUUAAAUGAUAAAUCUUUUUUUUAAUAUGAAUUUUCUCAAACCACAGUAAGUUUUGUUUUUUCAGUGCUCAAGCUCUGUAGCAUGUAUGCUACACUUAUUUUCUUAGUACACUUAGCAGUAAGGCAGGUAAUAUUUUACUAACCAUCAAUUCAUAAUUUCUUGGCCUUAGUUUAUAUUCAUAGAUUUUGUUUAGGAUAGGGCAUACCCAGUAUGGAAACAGUGGGGUUAAAAAAAUUCAUGAGAACACAACCUGGCUUUGAGUUUUUUUGCUGCUUUUCUUUGGUGUGUAAUGUUCUUCAACAUUAUUCUGUGCUUUGUUCAAAUGAACAAGUUUUACACCUGCUGUCUAUAUAAGCUUUAGCUGUACUAAACCAAGGUUUUUAUUUUGUUUUGUUUUUUAACUUACUGCACUUUUACUGUUUGUAGAAAAACUUAUCUUUAAGGAGAGAUAAUGCUGAAUUUAAAACUCAGCAUUUGAACAUUUGCCCAAAGGUGGUAUAUAUGAGUGUGUGUGUGUGUAUAUAUAUAUAUACAUAUAUGUGUAUACAUAUGUGUGUAUGUAUAUAAUAUAUGUAUGCACACACACACACACACACACACACACAUACACACACACACACAUAUAUCAUUUCCUGUUCAUAAUGGCAUUAGUCUGAGUUUAUUUAUAUGGACUCUGCUUCCAGUUGUCAGGAUACAGCACAUAGUUUCAUAGAUAAAGCUGUUCUUUGAUUUUAGAUAUUAGUUCAAUCGCUUUAGUUUCUACUCCUUUGAAAUGGGAAGUUUUAAGUAUUAUAACAGGGAUUUGACUUAAAAGUUGAGGAGCAGCAAUCUUUUUAAACAGAAUUUAUAAUUUUGUUGUCAUGGUUGCAUAUAUAUGAUGAAUUUGAGUAGGUGGAUGGGAGUUGGAAAUGAUUUAAGUCCCAGACUUUUAAGUUUUAGGGCUAAAGGGGCAUUUUUAAUAAAGGAAUCAUAAGUACAUUAGUCUCUUCAUUUUUAAGAACAUAAAAGAUGUUCGAGUACUGUUUUGUAUUUGGUUGACUUGUGCUUAAUAUAUGUACUUUGAAGAUUUAGACUUAACAUCUAUAACUAGAAAGUAUACUAAUCCAAGGUCUAAUUAUUAACCAGAUUCUUAUUGCAAAUUAUUUUCAUGUCUGUCAAAUAUUAAACUAAUAUUGCCUCCUUUUUAAAAGAGAUUCUGUGAAAGAUUGUGAACUAUUAAAAUUAUUUCUUAAGGGUAGCUAUUAUCUCAUACUUUCCUACUUCCUUUUUCAACUUCCAUAAAAAGCUGAUUUUUUGGCUUCCACUCUAAAUAAAGUUUUCUGGUUUGCUUAUAA